AGUGGAAAGCACUUAUAUAGGAUUCUAGGCAUGCUUACCGAGCGAUUGAAUUGUCUAAUUUAUAUCGUGCAUUUGAUACAUGUACUAACUAGUAACUUUCUAUUAAAUUUUAAUUUCAACGAUGUAUUCAAAGAAUAAUGUACUAAAUUGAUACAAUAUGCAUCAAAAUGAUUAAUUAUGUAUGUAUUACACUAGUGCUUGUACUUCUUACACUGACUCCAGAUCUAUGGCAGACAGAAACCUGGCAAUAGUACAUAUGUGCGUGAUAACAUAAUAAUAACGUAAUACUAUAAUUUUUCUUUCAUACACCUCUUGCAAAGUAAUUCUACAGACAAGCAGUGAAAGGACCAUGGAAUGUAACGUAAAUAAAGGAAACGAUGUCAGCAUGGAUGUGAUUGAAAAAAUUGCAAUGGAAGUGCAACUUGAAAAAUCGACUGCCGAUGACAAUCUGGCUGUUAGUGGGAAUAGUAAUGUAGCAUCAGUAAUAAUAGAAGAAUUGGAUGAAAAUGCUAUCAAUUCAAUGGAUAUGGAUAUAAAUGAAUUUGUCGAAGCAAAAGCAUUACAGAUAAGAGAUGUAACAGAUGUUAUUCCAAAUUCUACAUUCUCUCCGUCAUGUAAUUUUAACAAGGGUAACAUGGACAUGGAAGAUCAGGAUAUGUCGUUAACUAUCGACGAAGAAGAUCAGUUAACAAAGCAGUUUUUAAAUGGCGAGUUAACAUUCAGUGAGUAUUCAUCCAGAAUGGAUCAGGAUACAGAUUUAGAGAUGAUAGAAAAUGAUACCUCCAGAACAACAAGUGGAUUUGAUCAUAUUACUGUACAAAAAGGUGUGGAACAAAAGCAGCAUAAAACAAUUAAUGUGCGUCAAAAAAAGAAAAGGCGUAUUUUACCACCAGUUUUGCAAGGACUUAUGGGAGAGGCGAAUUUGAGAUUCGCAAAGGGAGAGGUAGAUUUAGCAGCUAAAAUAUGCAUGGAGAUCAUUAGACAAGUACCAAGUGCUCCAGAACCAUUUCAGACGUUAGCUAUGAUAUAUGAAAAUGAUCAACCAGAAAAGUCAUUGCAAUUUGCUUUAAUUGCUGCGCAUCUUAGUCCUAAAGAUGCUGAUCAGUGGGUAAGAUUGGCUAACUUGUCAUUGGAAAGUGGCGAUAUAAAGCAAGCGAUAACGUGUUACUCUAAAGCGAUUCAAGCCAGUCCAAAGGACAUAAGUUUAUAUGAGACACGAGCACAGCUUCAAGAACAAAAUGGUGAUAAAAAAGCAUAUUUGCGGGGAUAUACAAAGCUGAUUCAUCAAUUGGAAGUCGAGGAUGGUGAAUAUAUAAUGAAAUAUGCAAAGAUGUUAGCCAAACGUUAUAUGCAAGAAGAUAACAAUGAACAAGCAUUGGAAGCAGUAGAGAUUAUCUUUGUCAAAUGUCCUGAUCUCAUUACAUUAGAAGAAGUUAAUAUCAUGACUGAAUUAUUAAUAGCGCUAAAGCAAUUUCAGAGAUGUUUAGAUAUAUUAGUAAAGUAUACAAAUAUUCAGAUACGAUAUAAGAAUAAUGAGGAAAAAGAAGAAAGAAUAGCGGCCAACGAUGCAAAGGCCGACAAGGAAGAAGAGUGUAGUAAUGCAAAACGAAAAGCAGUGUCCCCGACAUGGAGAAGCCAAAAUAGUGACGAAAUAGAGUCUUGCAAUGUACCAGACAACGUGGUUGUUGACUUAAAGGCAAAAUUUCUCAUAAUUCUCAUUGAAUUGGAUUAUAUUUCAAUUGCUGAAAAAUUGUUACCAAACUUUUAUAUGCGCGAAAAUCCAGAGAUUUCUGGAGAUCUCUUUUUAGAUGUAGCGGAAGCACUGAUGAGCAAGAAAGAAUUUCAUCGCGCUAUGAUUUUAUUGGAUCCGUUAGUCAAAAGCUCGAAUUUUAGUUUGGCUGCAGUUUGGCUGAGACAUGCCGAAUGUUGGGUUGGUUGUAAUGAUGUGGAUAAAGCUAUAGAAUCUUACGAAACUGUUCGAAAGUUGUCACCACAGCAUUUAGGCGCAAGAUUAGCUCUAGCUAAACUUUAUAAAAAGUCAGAACGUUACGAUAAGGCGAUACAAGUUCUCUACCAAGAUCCCGAAUCCGAUACAUUAGAUUCUGACGUUCUGUAUCAAAGAACGCUAUUACUUUUUAAAGUUGGAAGAUAUGAGGAAUACUUUUCCUCGGGAAUGUUACUUCUCUCACGACAUUGUGUUAAUAUAAGAAGAAAGGUUGAAUUAAACGCAUUGGCACGCGCAACGGGUGUUCGGCAACGGCUUGACAGCCUACAACUUCGUCGUUUAUCAUGCGGAGAAAAGUUAGAAGAUGAAAACGCGCCAACGUUUACUACUAAUGCAAGACCGAGUGAAAAAAAUGAAUUUCUACUUUUCCUACAAAUGUGUAAACUAGCGUAUAAAUUAAACAAGUAUGGUUUCCUUCAAAGAUUAUGUUUCACUGCUCUAACAUCAAAGAGAUUUAAAAACAGAGACUCUCAUAUUAUCUUUUUGUGUUUGGUUUCUUGCAUUCAUAAUAAGGAUUCGUUCUACGGUUACAAUAUUGUCCGAGAAUUCGUACGUGUCUGUCAAAGGUCCAACUCGUGGAACUUGUUAAAUAUAAUUAUUCAAAGAGCAGAAGAUUUGAGACACAACAGAUUUAUAAUGCGAUUACUUGGAAGAGACGUAUUUUCAUAUUUGCAUAUCAUGCAUGCAAACAACUGUCUUGUUUCGGGAACUUACAAAUAUGCUCUAAACGGUUAUAUGUCUCUCUUUAAAGUAGCACCUAGUGCAUUAUUAGCAUUGUUAAUAGGCGUGACACAAUUACAUAUGGCAUGUCAAAAGAUGUCAGCUAAGAAGAAUCAGCUAGUAAUUCAAGCGCUAGCCUUCUUCAAAAAAUACAUGCAAUUACGUGGUGAAGAAGGUCAACAAGAAACUUACUAUAAUAUGGCACGGGCAUUUCAUCAAAUCGGUUUAUUACCAUCUGCGAUUCACUUCUAUAAGUUGGUCCUGAACGAAAAUCCAGGAGAUUUAGUUAAACAGCAUGCAAAUCUUUUGGAUCUAAGAAAGGAAGCAGCGUUCAAUUUGCAUCUUAUCUAUCUACAAUCCGACAAUCAUCUUCUUGCUAGAAUGUAUCUUGAAAAUUAUAUCACGAGUGAUGGCUAUUGCUUUAGAAGCUAAAAUUGAGUUUAAACAAUUAUGCGAUACAUUGGAAGACGUUGCCAAGACACAUGAUAUAAAAAAGAAAGAACAAAUUUUGCAAACGUUUAUCGAUACUUGUCGAAAUGUUGGCGAUAAAUUGAAAAUAGAAUAUUCCGAAUCGGUACGUAUACUUUAAAGUACGAGGUAGCGGGGCUUUUUCGUCCAUUUCUCACGAUAGUGUCUAUAUUUCUGAACAGCAUAUACUAAACAUUUAAAGGUAUCGUACUUGUGCCCUCAAAAAGCAAUCAUGAUUAGUAUAAAUAAAAUAUAAAUGAUUAGUAUAAAGUAAUUAUAUAAAUACUUAUUGCAAAAAGAUAUUGUUUGCCGUAAAUUUUAUGUCACUUUAAGGAGUGAAACUGACGGAAUAGCCCCGCUCUAUUCUAAACAUUAUGCGUAUGUUGGAUAGAAAUAUUGCGUUUAUAAUUUGUAGACAUAAAAAUGAUUAAAUUUAUUUAUAAGAAACUUCUAAGAAAAUUAUCGAAAAUUCCCCAAUAAACACGCUUUUAUUUUUAAAAAAAUAUAAGAAUUGUUAAAAUCUCUAUUCUAAUCUAACGUAUGACGAUAGAGAGAGAGAGAGAGAGAGA
Molecule: messenger RNA, 3762 nt
Organism: Acromyrmex echinatior (Panamanian leafcutter ant)
Lineage: Eukaryota; Metazoa; Arthropoda; Insecta; Hymenoptera; Formicidae
Gene: DNAlig4
Product: DNA ligase 4
Biological process (GO): DNA biosynthetic process; DNA recombination; nucleotide-excision repair, DNA gap filling
Cellular component (GO): DNA ligase IV complex; DNA-dependent protein kinase-DNA ligase 4 complex
Molecular function (GO): DNA ligase (ATP) activity; DNA binding; ATP binding
Source: RefSeq, a predicted model, not a curated record